GGUUCAAACUCAUUUUCUUAUUCCAUGUUUGAAACUCAAUUUUGACCACUCAUUUGAUUUUAAAGAUUAGGAUGUUUUAAUUUCUUUUUUGCAUGUCCAUUUGGGAGUGUUUCUUUUGUAUUUUAGUUUGAAAAUGAGUUUUGUAUGUAAUGGAUAGAGUUUGCUGUUAUGAUUUUUUAGUUAGAAAUCAUGGAAUUUGUUCAUCUGGAUUUUUAAUUGCAUGUUUGAAGUUCAAUUUCAACCAUUCAUUUGAUUCUAAAGAUCAGGUUGUUUUACAUUCUUUUUUGCAUGUCCAUUUGGGAGUGUUUGUAUUUGAUUUUAGUUUGAAAAUGAGUUAGACCCCAACCUGCAACACAUCAAUGGCUAUUUAGGCUGUUUUAAUUUCUUUUUUGCAUGUCCAUUUGGGUGUGUUUGUAUUUGAUUUUAGUUUGAAAAUGAGUUAGAAUCCAACCUGUAACAUAUCAAUGGGUAUUCAGGGCUUUAUAAUCAGCAGAUUAUAUCAUACCCCCUCUGUUAUUAUGUAUCUUUCUACAUUCUCCAAACACCUUACACUUUUUAGUUUCAUCUUUUGAUAAAUAUUAGAGGACGGAGUCCUGUGAAUUUCCUAUGAUAAUGGAACAGUUUGGAUAUUCCAGCAAAUGACACAAAUUUAGACAUUGAUAGACAUUAGGUCGUAAUCUCCAAAUCUUCUCGAGAGUUUGUUAUUACAGGACAAGGCAAACAAAGAGCAAAUGACUUCGUCAUCGUUGAUCACGAAUUCAAACCGAUUAUGCUCACCAUGUGGGACGAAUUCACAACUGUCCAAGGCUCCGAACUUGGGAAGAUACUUGCAAGUGGUAGCUAUCCACCGAUACUCGCAAAGAGAGUUGCUGCCACAUCCUUCCUAGGUCUGUCCUUGACAACACGUUUCGACACAUCUAUAGAGAUAAAUCCCACAACCCCUCAGGCACUUGCACUAAGAGAAUGGUAUGUAUAUCAACAAUUAUUAUUUUUCAAAAUUCAAAAUACUUAUUCACACCAAAUUUUAUCUUACAGGAGCACAUCAAACACAACAUCAAUCAAAAAUGUUCUCCAGAAAGAUCAGCACCACGACACACUCAGUCAAUUUGUACGUCCAGAUUGUUUUUUAAAGUCAACUACUUCUCACGUGAAAGCAUCAGACGACAAGGAACAAAUCUUCUGGCUCGAAGGACAUAUUAAAAUCCUCGAAGAUGGUCCUCUACCAUACUAUAUAGGAUGUGAUACUUGCAACAAAAGGGUCAUCUUCACUGAAGGAAUAACAUUCAAAUGCUUGAACUGCGGAAAGAAAAAUGCAAUUACAACAAAGCGGUACAAUAUGAACGUUGAAAUAACUGACCACACUGGAGCAUUGGCUAUGACAAUCUUCACGCACGAAGUCAAAAAGCUGUUGCGCAUUCUGCAAACAAAUGCACCAAUUGAAGACAUCAACUGCACCAAUCUCAACAACCAGUUUGCGCCAAUGACAGCCACAACUGCAGUCAAAAUCAUACCGCCAAAUUACCAAGGAAGAAACGAAACAACAUAAGCAGUCCCAUGCCUUUACAGUCUCUCAACCAACGACGCACCGACAACCUCUUAGGCGAACACACCAAAAAGAAUUCUCACAGACAAAUCCGAAGGCGAGGGCAAACAAACCGAGAAAAAGCAAAAGAUCGACUGAACUGAAGCCUUGGGAAACAAUGACUCACACCGUUUUCCAACCCUACAUAUGAAGUGGUGUGAUGGCGUACUCUCAAACAUGAUCCCAAAGUUCUUUUGUCAACUCAAGAGAGAAAACAUUAAUGCAGCUGCCAGUAGGCAACAAUGUAAUCUAAAUGAUGCAACUUAUCUUUUGACUCCAUCAUGUAACUCUAUCUAUUGAUGACAUGCACUCAUGUACCUAUGAAUCCAUCAUGUAAAUACUAUGCUUUUGUUUAAUAUAUAAAUAUAUUAGUAAUUAGUAA
Cuscuta campestris is the source of this 1964-nucleotide messenger RNA. The record is from the annotation of a GenBank genome assembly. Lineage: Eukaryota; Viridiplantae; Streptophyta; Magnoliopsida; Solanales; Convolvulaceae.